Messenger RNA from Astrephomene gubernaculifera, 873 nucleotides. NCBI's taxonomy places the organism in Eukaryota, Viridiplantae, Chlorophyta, Chlorophyceae, Chlamydomonadales, Astrephomenaceae. The record is from the annotation of a GenBank genome assembly.
UGACAAGUUGCGACUGGUGGCGUAUGCGUCCGACCAGGCUCACUCCUGCUUCCGCAAGGCCUGCCUGAUCGCGGGGGUGGAGCAGGUGCGGGUGCUGCCCACCAGGCAGGAGGAGCACUGGGCGCUGAGACCGGAGGUGCUGGAGUCCGCCCUGGCCGCCGACCUCUCCUCCGGCCUGCUUCCCUGCUUCCUGCUGGCCACCAUCGGCACCACCAGCAGCUGCGCGGUGGACCCGGUGGCGCAGCUGGCGGAGCUGGCGGAGAGCUACGGCGUGUGGACGCAUGUGGAUGCCGCCUACGCGGGAGCCGCCGCGCUGCUGCCCGAGCUGCGCCCGCUCCACUUCUCCGGGCUGCUGCAGCCGGGGGGCCCCUGCCACGUGGCCUCCCUCUCCUUCAACCCGCACAAGUGGCUGCUCACCAACUUCGACUGCUGCACCCUGUGGGUGGUGCGGGGGCAGGGGGGCCACCUGAAGCGGGCGCUCAGCCUCACGCCCGUGUACCUGCAGGCUGCGGGCAAUUCGCUGGAUUACAAGGACUGGCAGAUUCCGCUGGGGCGCCGCUUCAGGUCCCUCAAGCUCUACUUCGUGUUGCGGAUGUACGGCGCGACAGCCCUGCGCACCUACCUGCGCCACCACAUGGCACUCGCGCAGUGGUUCGCGGCGGCGGUGGCGGCCGACCCACGGUUCGAACUGGCGGCACCGCAGCGCUUCGGCCUGGUGUGCUUCAGGCUGCGCGGCGCCCCCAACUCCCUCAACACGGCGCUGCUGGAGGCCCUCAACGGCAGCGGUGCGGUGCUGCUGAGCCACACGGUGCUGGGUGGGCGCUACACGCUGAGGCUGGCGGUGGGGGGCGCGUACACGCAGCUGGCGCACGU